This is a messenger RNA of Arabidopsis arenosa, 735 nucleotides long. The record is from the annotation of a GenBank genome assembly. Lineage: Eukaryota; Viridiplantae; Streptophyta; Magnoliopsida; Brassicales; Brassicaceae.
CGUAUUCGUUCUUCAAUCCCACACCUCUUGUGUCACUUUCUUCCUUUCUCUUCUCAAAUUUUCAAGCUAUUUUGCUUCUCUUGAUAAAGAUUCCACUCUAUAAAUCUUACUGUAUUAUUAUAUUCUCUAAGCUUCUAUCAAUCAAACAAAAGGUACGUAGAUUCUUAUAUUCUAGUAUCUUUUGCGAUUUUGUUACUACUAGCUCAGAGUCUUUGUUUAAUCGAAGAUCGUUCUUGGUCGUCCGUUUUGUUUUCUAAAAGCAGGUGAGUGUCAAUGGAGAAGAACUACAUGAGGCAUGAGCUAUGGAGAGAUGGAGAUUUUCAAGAAGAUGAUGUGUGGGAUGUUCUUGAUGGAUAUCAAUCACCGUUUAUGAUUAGUAGUAACCAUACCACUAAACCCUCAUUCUCAACACAAACUUUACUUCCAAGCGAACCAAGAAUGAUUCCUGAGAGGCAGAGGAUAGAAGGAAUGGCACCUAUGAGACAACAGUCGGCUCCUGUCAAUGUCCCUGAUUGGUCAAUGGUUCAAAGAAAGAAGACAAAGAAAGUUGAUGAUGAUGAGAAUGUGUCACCGGAGGAAUAUUUCCUUCGGCGCAGUCGAUCAUCAUCGUCUUCAGUUAUGGAAGGAGUUGGAAGGAAACUGAAAGGAAGAGAUUUGAGCAAAGUAAGGAAUGCAAUAUUGAAGCAAACUGGAUUUCUUGAGUAGACAAAGGUUGUAUAAAUGUUUAGAUAUGUA